Prunus armeniaca (apricot) is the source of this 342-nucleotide messenger RNA. Lineage: Eukaryota; Viridiplantae; Streptophyta; Magnoliopsida; Rosales; Rosaceae. The record is from the annotation of a GenBank genome assembly.
AUGAUCGCUGAGAUUUUGAGUUGGCUAACUGUAGACGCUUUGCUGAGAGUGAAGUCUGCCUCCAAGAAAUGGUGUGCUUUGAUUGAAGACCAUCACCACAUUGUGAAGCAUAUGAAUCUGGCUAGUCCUCUGCCAAUAAAAUGUAGAUACGGAAGAAUGAAAUGUGCUUUUGUUUCAUUGACUGGUGAGGCCAAAUUGGUAUGUGCUUGCAUCCACAAUGAUGAAGUGGGAUUUGAAGUUAUGAGUAUUGGACAAGAUGGGAAAUGGAGAGCCUUGAAACACCCAAUCCAAGGCUGCUUGAAGAAAAAUGGCAAAUGGGCAACAAGAAGCCAAUUUUCCUAA